This is a messenger RNA of Phalacrocorax carbo (great cormorant), 2303 nucleotides long. The record is from RefSeq and is a predicted model, not a curated record. NCBI's taxonomy places the organism in Eukaryota, Metazoa, Chordata, Aves, Suliformes, Phalacrocoracidae.
AUGGGCCAGUACGGACCAGCAUGGGACAGCACGGGCCAGUAUGGACCAGUAUGGGCCAGUAUGGGCCAGUACGGGCCAGCAUGGGACAGCACGGGCCAGUAUGGGACAGUAGGGGCCAGUACGGGACAGUACGGGACAGUAGGGGACAGUACAGGCCAGUAUGGGCCAGUAUGGGCCAGUAUGGGCCAGUACGGGACAGUAGGGGACAGUACGGGCCAGUAUGGGCCAGUAUGGGCCAGUAUGGACCAGUAUGGGACAGCACGGGCCAGUAUGGACCAGUAUGGGCCAGUACGGGACAGUACGGGACAGUACGGGACAGUACGGGCCAGUAUGGGCCAGUAUGGGCCAGUAUGGGCCAGUAUGGGACAGCACGGGCCAGUAUGGACCAGUAUGGGCCAGUACGGGACAGUACGGGACAGUACGGGACAGUAUGGGCCAGUACGGGCCAGUAUGGGCCAGUAUGGGCCAGUAUGGACCAGUACGGGACAGUAUGGACCAGUACGGGACAGUAUGGGCCAGUACGGGACAGUACGGGACAGUAUGGGCCAGCGGGUGCUGGAGGCGGCGGCUCUCGCCAACCUCUCGGGCCACUUCUCCUGGGUGGGCUCCGACAGUUGGGGGGCCAAGAUGGGGCCGGUGGCGGGGCUGGAGGAGGCUGCGCACGGCGCCAUCACCAUCCUCCCCAAGCGCGCCUCCGUCCCCGGUUUCGACGAGUACUUCACCUCCCGCUCGCUGGAGAACAACCGCCGCAACCUCUGGUUCCACGAGUUCUGGGAGGACGAUUUCAACUGCCGCCUGCCCCACGGCGCGCCCCAUGGCGAGCCCCACGGCGGCCCCGGCGCCCCCAUCCGCAAGUGCACAGGCCGCGAGCGGAUUGGCCGCGACUCGCCCUAUGAGCAGGAGGGGAAGGUGCAGUUCGUCAUCGACGCCGUGUUGGCCAUGGCCCACGGCCUCCACAGCCUAUUGGACGAGGCGUGUCCGGGGGGCGGGCUCUGCCCCAGCAUGGACCCGCCCGACGGGCGCCGCCUCCUCGCCCACAUCCGCCGCGUCGCCUUCAACGGCAGCGCGGGGACGCCGGUGAGCUUCAACGAGAACGGGGACGCGCCGGGGCGCUACGACAUCUUCCAGUUCCAGGGGGGCAACGGCAGCGGCACCUACCGAGCCGUGGGGCAGUGGGUGCAGGGGCUGCACCUGCGGGCCGAGGAGAUGACGUGGGGCGCCGGCGCGCUGGCCCCGCCCCCCUCGGUGUGCAGCCUCCCCUGCGGCCCCGGCGAGCGCAAGAAACCGGUCAAAGGCGUCCCGUGCUGUUGGCACUGCGAGCUCUGCGGCGGCUACCACUACCGGGCCGACGUCUUCACCUGCCUGCCCUGCCCCGCCCACCUCCGCCCCACCCCCAACCGCACCGCCUGCCGCCCCACCCCCGUCCUGCGCCUCCGCUGGGGCGACCCGUGGGCCGCCGUCCCCUUGGCCUUGGCCACCGUCGGCUUGAUGGCCACCGCCUUCGUCUUGGCCACCUUCGUCAAACACCACGAGACGCCCAUCGUCAAGGCCUCGGGGCGGGAGUUAAGUUACGUCCUAUUGGCCGGGAUCGCGUUGGUUUACGCCAUCACCUUCCUCAUGGUGGCCGAGCCCGGCGUGGGCGUCUGCGCCCUGCGGCGGCUCUUCUUGGGCCUGGGGAUGAGCUUGACCUACGCCGCCCUCCUCACCAAGACCAAUCGGAUCUACAGGAUCUUCGAGCAGGGCAAGCGCUCAGUGACCCCGCCCCGUUUCAUCAGCCCCACCUCCCAGCUCCUCAUCACCUUCACCUUGAGCGGCCUCCAACUGGUGGCCGCCGCCCUUUGGCUCCUCCUCCGCCCCCCCCACGCCCUCGUCGACUACGAGAUGGGGCGGAGCCCCGACCCCGAGGACGCCCGCGGCGUCCUCCGCUGCGACAUGGCCGAGGGCGGCACCCUGGCCUGCCUCGCCUACGCGCUCUUCCUCAUGCUGACCUGCACCGUCUACGCCGUCAAGGCCCGCGGCGUCCCCGAGACCUUCAACGAGGCCAAGCCCAUCGGCUUCGCCAUGUACACCACGUGCGUCGUCUGGCUGGCCUUCGGCCCCAUCUUCUUCGGCGCCGCCCAGUCGGCCGAGAGGGUGCACGUGCAGACGGCGACGCUGACGGUCUCCAUGAGCCUCUCGGCCUCGGUGCCGCUCGCGCUGCUCUACGCGCCCAAGGUCUACGUCAUCCUGCGUCACCCCGAGCGCAACCAGCCGCGCCGCGCCCGCGCCGGCCCCGCCCCCUAGCGCCGCCCCCCCGCCCCCGG